AUGUGUCCCCACUGUUCGAAAACAUUCACUCAAUCGAUAACGCUGAAGAUACACGUCAGGUUGCACACCCGGGAAAACUCCGUACCAGAUAAUGGCAUAGGACGCGAAGUCGACAUGCUGCCCGAGCACAAAGGGCGAGUAUGUAGCAAGGUCUACCGAUCGUCAAAAAGUUUCCAGCUGCACGAGAAGUGGCAUGUCACCGGAAAACUGUUCGAUUGUCGCGAUUGUGGUAAAAAGUAUAACACAUAUGUGGCCAAAUGCAAGGCUUCUAAUACCGACGUGAAGAAAAAGAUCUACUCGUGUAAAAUCUGCAGCCAAACAUUCAAGCAUCAGCAAAGCGGAGUGUACCACAUGAGCAACAAAAACAAACACAAACGGUUCGACAGAGGUUUUGAGAGAUCUGGAGACGGACGAAGGAGAGGCCGAAACUAA
Molecule: messenger RNA, 432 nt
Organism: Topomyia yanbarensis
Lineage: Eukaryota; Metazoa; Arthropoda; Insecta; Diptera; Culicidae
Product: zinc finger protein 595-like
Exons: 1
Coding region: 1-432 (143 amino acids)
Biological process (GO): regulation of transcription by RNA polymerase II
Cellular component (GO): nucleus
Molecular function (GO): RNA polymerase II transcription regulatory region sequence-specific DNA binding; DNA-binding transcription factor activity, RNA polymerase II-specific
Source: RefSeq, a predicted model, not a curated record